Molecule: messenger RNA, 975 nt
Organism: Penicillium diatomitis
Lineage: Eukaryota; Fungi; Ascomycota; Eurotiomycetes; Eurotiales; Aspergillaceae
Product: SAGA-associated factor 29 family protein
Exons: 3
Coding region: 1-975 (324 amino acids)
Cellular component (GO): SAGA complex
Source: RefSeq, a predicted model, not a curated record
AUGUCUCGGAACCGCCCACGGCCUCGUGAUAACGGGCUGGGGAACAACGAGGAGAUGGAGCUGUGGACGCGCAUCUGCCAGGACAUUCGCAAAUCUAAAGAGAAAUUCGACCAACAAGCGUCAAUCUCUGCCCAGAUCAAAACUCUCGUUGACAAGAUCACCCGCGAAGGGAACAAACCAACAAUCUCCGACCACGACCAACUGGACAAGUGGCUACGACAAAGCCAGAGACUCAGUGAGGAAGAGCGCGCCAUUAUGGUGGACGAGCCUUGCGAUGUGGUCAAGAACUUGGAGCUGUUGACCGCGCUACGGAAAGCUUCUGAAGCGGAAGCUCCAUCGAAUCGGUCGGCUGCAUUAUCAAAAUCCCGCAAGAAGCGAGGCGAAAUGGAGAAUUCGGCCAUGGACUCGGCGAGUGCGUCUGGCGGUGACAAGUCUGGCCGACCCAAGGGUGCAGUUCCGCGCAGCAUGAGCGUGUCGAGCAAUCAUGCGCGCGAUGGCCGAAGUGAGGGGAUUGCAGUGAAAAUUGAAGAAGGCUCGGAGGGGACAAAGGGUACUAUGGCGGAACGAAGUGGUUUGCUGGUCGUCGGAGCCUUGGUUGUCUUCAAACACAACAAGAACAAGCAAGGUGUCGAAGGGGAAGGCAUACAGUGCAUCAUCAAGAACAUCUCCGGGGAUGGGUCCAAGAAAAGGUGGUACGAUGUCCAAGAUCCCGAGCCCAACGAAAACGGCGAAGAGGGAGCUGUCUUCCGAACGACCGCGUCGUCGCUCAUCCCUAUUCCCCAAGCUGGUACACCGUUACCUUCUUUCCCUGUCGGCAAGCAGGUCCUUGCGCGAUAUCCCGACACAACGACAUUCUACAGAGCAGAGGUCAUGGGAUCAAAGAAAGACACCUACAGACUGAAGUUCGAAGGCGAAGAAGAUGACAAGGAGAUGGAGACUGAGCGCCGAUUUGUCUUGGAAAUACCUACCAAGUAG